Messenger RNA from Camelina sativa (false flax), 942 nucleotides. RefSeq names its product putative F-box/kelch-repeat protein At3g27910. NCBI's taxonomy places the organism in Eukaryota, Viridiplantae, Streptophyta, Magnoliopsida, Brassicales, Brassicaceae. The record is from RefSeq and is a predicted model, not a curated record.
AUGGAAUCUUGCAUCGCAAGACUUCCUCUCUCCGAUCAUCCUUUAGUGUCAAGAUCAUCUAAACAGCUUCAUGCUUUCAUUGAAUCCAGAGAUAUCUUCAAAGAAAGGUCGCUUAUCAAGAAUUUGGAGGAUGUUAUAUAUGUUGCGAUACUAGGAUCUUCUUCUACCUCGAGAUAUCUUCAAGAGUGGUUUGCAAUACACAAGAAACCAUACAAGAAUGAAUAUGUGUUGAUUUUAACCCCUGCUAUUCCUUUUUGUGGAGGUAAUGAUUCGAUUGUGAGUGCCGGUUCCAAGAUCUACUCAAUUGGUGGUUCCACUCUUGCCAAGAAGACAACUUCAGAAGUUCUCUGUUUUGAUUGUGCUACUUACAAGUCUCUUUCUGUUUCCAAGAUGAAUGCAAUUCACUCAUGUCCUGAGACAGCUGUCAUCGAUCACAAGCUUUAUGUCAUUGGAGGAUCAUCGGCUCCAGACCCAGUGAAUCUCCCGUCAAUGUGCCAACAAGUUGUUCUAGGCCGCAAGAUUUACUUCAUCAGCAACAGAGGCCUUUCUUGCACAGUUUUCGACACAGAGACACAUCGAAUGGAAAGAGAUGAUGAAGCCUCAAUGGGUGACUUCGACUAUUCAACUUCAUGUGUUAUUGGAAAACAGCUAUACGCUUUUAAUCCAAGACGAAACGGAAUUCAAGUUAACAAGCAAGGGAAGCUGUGGGAAGGAGUCAAAGGACUGCCGAAUCUAUUAAAGUUCGAUGCUACAGCCAGGCUCCUCAACUGCAACGGAAAGCUCUUGGUUAUUGAAAACUCUACCCCAACGCAAAUUUUGAUCACUUCAAUUUCUCUACAGCCUAUAGAAGGAGAGAUGUGGGGAGAGAUUUUAUCAAGAAACGUAGCUUUGGAGCUACCCUGUCCUAUCACAAUUCUCCACACCUUAAACGUUCAAAUAUGA